AUGGAGGGCCACUGCUCUGCCCCUCCUCUUGACGAAAGUCUUUAUGACUUGCGUCCCCAAGACGCUGCAUUUUUCAAGAAGCUAACUGGAAUCGAAGACGAUGCCGCCCUGAAGCAGCAUAUAUUGGAUAUUCAAGCGAAAGCAUACAAGGUUGCUCCUUAUGGAUGCAUUUAUCUUUUCCUUUUCACUAGGCAUCUCUCUAGACAUAGAUUGUCAGCGCUACCCGCUUAUCAGCAAGUCUUGCGCCUCGGACGCGAAUACAAGAACCCAAUUUUCCUUGACAUUGGCUGUUGCUUUGGCAAUGACAUUAGGGAAGCGGUUCUUGAUGGUUUUCCUGUAGCUCAGACCAUCGGAUGCGAUCUUCAACUCUGGAAUCUGGGGCAUGAACUCUUCAGGUCGUCUCCAGAUACCUUUCCAGCUCAUUUUGUGGGUGGUGACGCCUUCGACCCAGAAGUUCUCGCCGUGGCACCGCCUGCGUCCAUGCAGACAGUAGGAGUUCCAAGUCCAGACCUCAAUCACCUCGCUUCGUUGAAUCCGUUGCGCGGAUGUGUUUCCGUAAUUCACGUAACCUCAUUCUUCCACCUGUUCAAAGAAGAUAAGCAAUUGCACAUGGCCCGCGCUCUCGCUGGUUUACUCUCUGCUGAGCCAGGUUCCAUCAUUCUCGGAGCGCACACAGGUGCUCAGAAGAAGGGUGUCGUGAAUCAAGCAUAUAGGGGCAUCGAGAUUGAAAUGUUCGCCCACAGCGCCGAGAGCUGGACUGCCAUGUGGGAUGGUGAAGUAUUUGAGAAGGGGACGGUCAAGGUGGAUGCACAGCUCAGGGAGGUAUCAGAAGGUGUGGGCAAUGGACGUUAUCCGGUGUUGUACUGGUCUGUGACCAGACUGAGGUAG
Messenger RNA from Suillus subaureus, 888 nucleotides. RefSeq lists its product as uncharacterized. The record is from RefSeq and is a predicted model, not a curated record. The coding region runs from base 1 to 888 and encodes 295 amino acids. The transcript has 5 exons. NCBI's taxonomy places the organism in Eukaryota, Fungi, Basidiomycota, Agaricomycetes, Boletales, Suillaceae.